This is a messenger RNA of Manduca sexta (tobacco hornworm), 2370 nucleotides long. RefSeq names its product apoptosis-inducing factor 1, mitochondrial. Gene Ontology annotation, cellular component: cytoplasm; mitochondrion. Gene Ontology annotation, biological process: mitochondrial respiratory chain complex assembly; apoptotic process. Bases 183 to 2159 code for a protein of 658 amino acids. Gene Ontology annotation, molecular function: FAD binding; protein dimerization activity; NAD(P)H oxidase H2O2-forming activity. The transcript has 13 exons. The record is from RefSeq and is a predicted model, not a curated record. Lineage: Eukaryota; Metazoa; Arthropoda; Insecta; Lepidoptera; Sphingidae.
UCAGUACGAGAUUGUCAAAUAUUCUAACCUUACUUUGAUUUUGCGGACGGAAUUUUCUCGUUUCAAAUAAACGCGAUAAGAUGUAUGAAAAUAAAAUUAUAGACUAGAGCGAAUGCAAACCAGCUCAUUCCAAAAAAAGUAUUGUUUAAAUUCCUAUGCUUGUUGUGUACUCAUAGUGAAGCAUGUUGAGGGCAGUUUCUGUGAUAUGUACUGAGAGCCAAGCGCUCUUACUGCUCUCACCAGCCAGGAGGGACAUUUACAAAAUAUUCCGUAAAAGCACAUUCGCCACAAAUGCAUCAUCAAAUCAGACAGUACUCACGUCUGAUAGCCGUGGUGACAGCAGACAAGCUGCGGCGGAGUGUCCCGCGUCGCCGCAGCCUCCCCCGCCGACCCCGCCGCCCCCACCGCCGCGCCAGGCGUGGACGGUGGCAGCCACCGCGCUCGCCAUCACAGCAUCCAUAGGCGGCAUAUAUUUCUACCGUAAAAUCAGCGAAGAAGAAAAGAAACCUACACCAUCAGAUGUGCCAGCUAAAGACAGCAGCAAGGAUAAGGAGCUGCCCAUUCCCAAUUCCGUGGACGCCAUGCCGCGGCACGUGCAGUUCCUGCUGGUGGGCGCCGGCACCGCAUCCUUCGCGGCGAUGCGCGCUAUACGCAGCAACAAGCCUGACUCACAGGUGUUGAUAGUGGGCUCGGAGAUGCAGCUGCCGUACAUGAGGCCACCUUUGAGCAAGGAGCUGUGGCGCGAGCCGGACCUGCACAACGCCACAGACCUCGACGCGCUCACAUUCAGACAAUGGAAUGGACGCACUAGGAGUGUAUCAUACGAGCCUAAUGCGUUCUACACACCGGUGGAGGAGUUGGGCCGUGACCCCGUGACUGAGCAGGGCGAGGGUGACGCCGAGGGCGAGAGGGCGGCGGCGGUGCGGCGCGUGGGCGGCGCGGCCGUGGCGCGCGGCUGGACCGUCACCAAGGUAGACGCGCUGCGGCACGAGGCCACGCUGCAGUCAGCCGCCGGAACUGUCACUAUCACCUAUGACAAAUGCCUCAUAGCCACCGGCGUGGGCGCGGGCACGGUGGCGGCGCUGGGCGCGGCGCGUGCGUGCGGCGCGGCGCGGCGCGUGCGCGGGGUGCGCGACGCGGUGGAGCUGGCGCGCGCGCUGCAGGCGGAGCGCGUGCGGCGCGUGGCCGUGGUGGGCGGCGGCCUGCUCGCCACCGAGCUCAGCGCCUCGCUCGCGAACAAAUUCCGCGACAGCGACAAGUCGGUGGUGCAAUUGUACAGGGAGGCGGCGCCGCUGCAGUCGGUGCUGCCGCCCUACCUCGCGGCGGACGCGGCCGGGAGGCUGCAAGACGCCGGCGUCACUCUCAUGCCUAAUGCGGACAUAGUUGAAGGCGAGAUGGAGGACAACAAGGUGCGCAUGCGCCUCGCCAGCGGCGGGACGGUGGACGCGGACAUCGUGGUGGAGUGUGUGGGCAGCGAGUUCGACACCAGUCUGGCGGACGCGUCCGAGUUGGAGGUGCAUCCGGAACUCGGCGGGUACGUGGUCAACGCGGAGUUGCAGGCGCGCACGGACGUGUGGGCGGCGGGCGACGCGGCGUGCUUCCACUCGGCGCUGGGGCGGCGCCGCGUCACGCACCACGACCACGCCGUGGCGUCGGGCCGCCGCGCCGGAGACAACAUGCUCGGCCGCGCCGCGCCCUACACGCACCAGCCCAUGUUCUGGAGCGACCUCGGGCCGCAGCUCGGAUACGAGGCAAUAGGCAUAAUCGACUCGAGUUUACAGACAGUAGGUGUCUUUUGCGCUGAUGCGGUGACCGACGCGACAGCUGCAGUCACCACCGCGGCAGAUAACGCCAUCACUGCUGGCGACCUGACGCACACCUCGGAAGAAAAGGGGUCCUUCGAGCAGGAUAAACGGUCCUCCGAGCCUGACACAACAGUCGCCAAAACCGGGACGGUGGUGUUGCCAGAAGACAGCGAUGCUGCCAGCCGUCGGUAUGAGCGCGGUGUUGUGUUCUACCUCCGCGAGAAGAGGGUAGUUGGAGUUCUGUUAUGGAACUUGUUCAAUAGGAUGCAUAUAGCUAGACAGGUGAUAGCGCAAGGUGAGUUUGAGGACUUGUUCGAGGUAGCAAAACUGUUCUCACUACACGAGGACGAAUGAUGUAAGAUCACACCACUCUCUUAGUGGGGUGGACAGUGACGUACAAAUGACAAAGUGCAUUUCUUGCUGUUGUAAAUAUUUAAUUAUUAUAUUUAGUUGAAUAAAAGUGUUAACAAUAUGUUUUGUUAUUAACUUUACCACCCGAUUAUAAUUUUUAUAAGGUAUUACUAAUUUAUGAAAUUUUAUGAACACAAUAAACUUGUUGAAUCCA